AUGUCUUAUGAUCCAUAUGGAGAACGUAAAAAUGCAGGAUUGCAAGGGAACUUAAGAAGAGCUAUUAAUGCUAUUAAAAGUGAUGAUUUAAACAGUUUCAUCAACUGUACAAGGUCAUUCAAUAUGAAAUCAACUUUUGACUUUGUUACAACAGAAGAUAAGCUAGUACUUCAAACCGGUGCAGUUGUAAUUCAGGUAAUGCAAGGAGCUACUCUACUGCACAUUGCCGUUUGGUAUUCAGCUCAUCGGAUAAUUGAACACAUUUUAAAGGAGGAUGCAGCCAACUUAAUCGAUUGUAAAACAAUAGAAGGUUUUACUCCAUUGCACGUUGCUGCUGGCGUUGGGGAUUUCAUAGCAGUUGAAAUGUUAUGUAAAGCUGGAGCUAAUCUUGAAAUUACGGAUACACAUGGUAGAAAUGCACUGCAUCAUGGUAUAGUUAGUGAUCCGCAAACAGCUGCUCUACUCUGUUCCUACAAUAAAGACCUUGUCAUUGUUUCAGAUUCUAAAUAUCAAACUCCUGUCCAUUAUGCCAUGGAUCCAACACGUUCAGCCUGCUACGAAUUUUUGUCUUUAUUGUAUACAAAAAUUAUGAGUACUGAAGAAGAACAGAUAGGUAAAGCAGAAGAAACUAUGGACGAUAAUAAAAAAACGUGCAUAACAUGGAUUCCACUGAAUAUUAAAACUCCUGUCUGCGUAAAUCCAUCGAAAAAUCCUGUUUUUCCUGAGCUUUGUGUUUGCAAUACGCCAAUGAAUCAACAUGAUGUUAUUUCAAAAAAUCCUCAAUUUAUCGAAGCUCUUAAACGACAAAAUAUACAAUAUUAUGAGCUACCAACAGACACAUAUGGUGAUAUUGAAAUAUUCAGUGGUGCAUACGCGCAUAAUUUCGUCAGAGUUUCAGAUGAAACAAACACUGAUCAAAUUAUUAAUUUGUUCACAAAAGUAUGGAAAUUACCUCGUCCACAGUUAAUAUUAAGCUUUUAUGGUGAUUACGCUGAUGCAGCACACACUCGCGAGAGAAUACGUCGAUUAAUUUGGAAAGUUAGUGAAUCUACAAAGACAUGGGUUAUAACUGAUGGUAUGAAAAGUAACUUGUCUGUAAUAGCUAGUGGAGCAGUUAGAGAUUACAUUCAAGCUUAUGGUGAAGGUCAAGUUGAAUGCUUGGGAAUAGUACCAUGGAAGUUUAUUUCAGAUAACAAAGUCUUUACAACAAAUUCUUAUUCAGGAUGUUUUCCAGCCUCAUUUUCUUCCGAUGCAACAGAAUCGAAGAGCCAUUUCAUUUUAGAUCCCAAUCCUACGCAUUAUAUUUUUGUGGACACAGCUAAACAGGCAACAACGCACUACGAAUAUAACUACAGGUCAAAAAUAGAACUAGCACUAAAAAGGUGGCAAGUUCAAUCUCAGGAUCCAGAGCAGAUUUUAGCCGAGGCUCCAAUUCAAAUAUGUGCAUUUCUUGCUGGUGGAGAUGAAUCUACUCUUAAAGCUGUAUACGGAUCAAUGCAAAACAGAAUUCCUAUUGUGCUGCUACGAGGUACAGGAAAAUUAGCAGAUAUUAUAACUCAGUGUAUGGAAGACACUGAACUUGGAUCUAAGGCAACAUACAAAAAAGCGAUAAGUGAAGGUGCAAAGGGCAUAGAAGGUUUUCAGCUGUCACCAGCGAAUAUUAGACAAACUCUGGAAUAUUAUUGGGAUAAAGUAGCUCAUCCAGAAUUGAGUGUACUUAUGAUGCAAGAGAUUUUGAAUAAACCAUUUCUAUUCAGUGUUUGUGAAACAGACCAUGAUGACGAAGCUGGAGAGCUGGAUUAUCAUCUUUUAUCUUUGCUAAUGAAUCCUGCUAUUAUGGAAAAUUACAAAGCGGAUGAAUUAAAUGAAACUUUACUUUCUAUUGCUAUUGCUAUGAAUCGGGGUGAUAUUGCAAGGGAUAAAGUAUUCAUUGAAGGCGCCAAAUGGGAUGACGCAAAACUAGUUAAACAUAUGAAUGCAUUGUUACUAACUAACAAAGUACAAUUGAUUCGGGUAUUUAUUGAAAAAGGAUUUUCACUAUCAAAUUAUUUGAAUACAGAUAAUCUCCAACUGCUCUAUACUAAAUCAGUUCACAGUGAACACCCAGGAGAAACUCUGAUUAACGUGAUCCGUGCAUUUGCGAAGAUUCCAGAUAAGAUAACUCUUUAUCUAAUUGGUCGUGCUCUUCGUGAACUAAUCGGUAGACAGUUCAGUCCAACUUAUAUGUCACCAAAUUUUCUAUUGGUUACUAGUGCAGUACCAGAAGCACAAUUAUUCGAAAAUCCUGCAACUGAUUUAUUCAUAUGGUCUUUGCUGACUGAACGCUCUGAAUUGGCUGAUUACUUUUGGACAUUAGUUCAAGAUCCACUUCCAGCAUCGUUGUUUGCUGCGCUAAUCUUACGACGUUUAGCAAUGAAUGCAACAUCUUUAGUGACUAGAGAAGCAAUGUUUCAGUAUUCACGGAGUUUUGAAACAAAAGCCUACAGUUUAUUAACUGAAUGUUAUAAUGACAAUCAGAGUCUUUCAUUUAAAACUAUUGUUCUUGAAAGAAAGCUAUUCGGACAUAUGUCAUGCCUUAUGUUGGCUGCUGAAGGAAAAUCAAUGAGUUUUAUAUCACAUCAAUGCUCUGAACAAUAUCUUGAACGUGUAUGGAAUGGAGCAAUUGACCCAAGAUCAGGAAUGUUCCCAUUUGUUGUUGCAUUGAUCAUAGGUAUUAUUCUACCUCCAUUGGUACCUUUAUCAUUGAAAUUUCGACAUCAUGAUAAUCCGGAUGAUAAAUUUGAAUAUGACAGAAAACCCAGGAAAUCACAAGAUAGAAAAUCAUCACUAGAUAGUAAAAGAAUUCAGAGUGAUUCUUCACAACGUUCCAAGAAGUCAAUAUCUACUUACUUUCAGAAGCUUAAGGGAUUUUAUGUUUCCCCGUGUGUACGCUUCUCAUAUACAACACUGUCCUAUGUCGCAUUUCUGUGCUUUUUUACCUACGUAUUACUAUUUUCUACAGAACUUAUUCUACCUAUAGUAUCAAUUGAGGGUACUAUUUUAUAUAUUUGGGUAAUUUCAUUUGUUGCUGAACAUAUAAGGCAGGGAAUGUUUGGAGAAAUACCAUUUAAAAUAUAUCUGGCUAAAUUAUGGAAGUGUUUAGAAGUGAUGGCUAUCAUUUUAUUUUUUCUUGGUGGAGCAUUACAAUUAUUAGUAUUAACAGAAGAAUCAGAGAGAUUAUCCUUUACACCUGUGAAUCCAGUCAGUGCAAUUCAAGAAGCUUUAACUCAAUUGUCAAGAAUAUUUUUUGGACUUUCCUUAUGUAUAUUCUAUCAUCGUAUUUUAGAACUAUUUACAGUAAAUAUACGUUUAGGUCCUAUGGUUAUUAUGGUUCAAUCUAUGAUUGUUCGUGAUUUAAUCCCAUUUUUGGCUGUAUUCACUGUUGUAAUUACUGGAUUCGCUAUAUUACAAUGGGUGACAGCGUUUAAAUCAACUGCCAGCCUUAAUCCAAUAGUGAAUAUUUAUACUAUAUUUAAAGCAUUACAAGUGGCUUAUUUUCAAGUAUUCGGUGAAUAUGAAAUGGACACUUUAACUGGUGAAACUUUACUGGAUUCAUGCAAAGAGAGCAAAGUUAACUGUCCAGGAGGUUGGUCUCGCUGGCUACCACCAAUUCUUCUCGGUGUUUAUGUCAUACUUACACAAGUCUUGUUAUUGAAUCUGGUUAUUGCUAUGUUUGCAUCAACUUAUAUGCGAAUUGAAUCAGCGUCUACCAAGUAUUGGGCAUUACAAAGAUAUCAAAUAAUAGGUGAAUAUGUGAAUCGUCCACCACUUCCACCUCCGUUAAACUUAAUCUGGUAUAUUUAUGCAAUAAUACGCUAUUUAAUAGGAUGUUGUAGAAAGAAGCCAAGAAAAAUUCGUCAUCCAUUUAGUCAUAACCUUUCUCUACUUGAAAAACGUCCGAAAAAAUCUUUCGAACCUGGAUCACCACAAGAAAUUCGUCUUAUACAUUGGGAAAGAUUACGUUUCUGGGAUUAUGACAGAUAUGUUAUUCAGGGUAAAAGACGCAGACAUGCAGCUGGUUCAAGAUCAGUCAGUGUAAGAACCACUGUAAUGCAUGCCCCAUCAUAUGGUGAACCAUCAUCAGAACUCUCUACCGCCAUACAAACAUAUCAUCAAACAACACAAGAAUUUUUAACAAGAGUUGAAGUUAGAACAGAACGACUCAAAGUUAUUGAAGAAAAAGUUGAUAGAUUAUUAAAAUUAUUAAAAGAUUUCAAAGGACAGCCAUUCGUCAUUGGGCAACCACUGAAAGCAGCACCGAUCGGUAUGGAUCAAACUUAUGAUUCGAGAAUUGACAGAAUACUUGCAGAGGUAGAAAGGCAGCAGACUGCUAGAAUGAAAUCACCUGAUCAAAUUGUACCUAGAGUCAUACAGACAGCCAAAGGUAGUCAAAUGCUUGUUUUUGAGAAAAAUAUGCAUCGAUUUGCUGCAUUUGUACCACCGACAGCAGAUCGUACACCUCGUCUUUUUCCAACUCCAAUAUCAUGGGAGAAACAAAUACAAACUCCUCUGUAUUUGGGCUGGAAGCCACCAGUUUACUCAAUUGAAGGCUGGACUGAAGCAAAUGAUUUCAAUGCACUACCAGAAGAAAGAAAACGACAACUGCGAACACAAUUACCGCAUGUACCUGCACCAGAUCCUGUUACUGGUCUUCCUAGAAAUCCUGGUGGACGUACAGCCCUUAUAUUUUUGGUGACAAAAGUUUCAUAUAGUAAUCCAUCUGGAUCAGGUGAAACAUCCGGUGAUCCAUUUAAGUUUAUUGGCUUUAAGAAUCCAUUAUGCUCACAACUACCAUGGUUUUUGGUUCAACAUCCCAGUGAAUGUAGACAAGAACAAUGUACAAAAGAAAUGAUCGAGAUAGUUAUAACCAGUCGUAUGAGACAAUUAAUCCGAUUACAUCCAGAAAAUCAAUCAAUUAUACAAGAAACUGUGAAUAAGUUGAAAAAAAUAUCUGCAACAAUUAUUCACAGUGGUUACAUAGAUGAUUCAAUUAAUACAGAUCAUGCUUGGAUAGAACCGGUUGCCACCCACAUACAUAUUCCCACUAUAGAAGCAGAUGAUUACACAUUACUACAGCUAUUCUCUGUGGAAGGAGUCCAUCUGACAUGGUUAAAUCCAACUGAAACAGUAGGUAUGCGAAAAAGUCAUAAAAAAAUACUUCGAAGAGGUGAGAAAUCAUUUAGACCAUCAAGAAAGGAUGGAACAAGAUCACGAAAAGAGGUUAAAUUUGAUAGAAGAACAGAAUAA
Molecule: messenger RNA, 5286 nt
Organism: Trichobilharzia regenti
Lineage: Eukaryota; Metazoa; Platyhelminthes; Trematoda; Strigeidida; Schistosomatidae
Source: the annotation of a GenBank genome assembly